UGAUUAGUAAAUUGUUUCGAAAAGAGAAUUAAUAUGUUUAUAACAAUUUCUAUUCACCUUUCACCUGGACCUUUAACGAAACAGGACAAACACACACACACUGAAUAUCGUUAUAUUUAUUUUCCGGUUUUCGGUUCCGCCUUCGGUUACCUUUACUCUCACUUUUUCUUAUCAUCUUCAUCAUCAUAACAACCCCAAGUAGCCUCAACUGGACGCAAGUAUCAUCAUCAUCAUCAUCAUCAUCAUCGUCGUCGUUUGAAUGAAAACCGAUAACGUUAACGAAAACCUCAUCAAUAACACAAUAGCCUCAAGGUAUUGGAAGUGAUUCCAAGUGUAACAGUUAACCAGUAAACUUUUACUGGCUUAAUCAGUUUGCAACCAGAAGCGAAAACUUAAUCAGUGAUUCGUUACAAUUACCAUCAACAACAAUCAACUUGAUUGUUAAUAUUUUCAUCUAUUUCCAUUGUAAAUCUGUGAUCAUAACUUUGUGAAAAAGUUUUCAAUUUUCAAGUCUCUUCAAUUUAGAUAAUUUAACCAUCUCUUCAAUUAGUGUUUUCAAACGUGAUUAGUUUUCUACUAAUCAAUAUGCCUGAACGUGAUUACAUUUGGCCAUUAGAAUCUAUUGACAAUGUUCGUCAAAUGGUUCUUGAUUAUUACGAGACUGAUGAUAAAGAUUCAUAUGAUUCAACUGACCUCACUGAACUUAUGGUGGACAAUUGGUGGAUCAAGCGAUUCUUGAUUCACAAGGGUGGAGAUGAGGUUGAAGCAUUUAACAUGAUAAUUAAUUGUCUCAAGUGGAGGAAAAAAAUUGAGAUUCGUUCAAUUAAAGACAAUCAUUUUCCAGAGGAAAUCUAUCGUAUUGGUGCUCUAUUCAGCUAUGGACGUGAUCAAAAUGGCUUCCCAACGGUUUAUAUUAGAUUAAAGAUGGUUAAACGAUUAAAGGAAGUCUCUGAUUUGGUUAAAUUGUUCAUCACUUAUAAUUUUUACAAAGUUGAUGUCGAAUCUCAUGGACAAGGUUGGGGUUUAAUCAUUGAUUUCAAUGGAGCGGGUCUACAAAAUACUGACCUCGAUUUGGCUCGGAUGGUUAUCUUAGGUCUUAAAGCUUAUUUUCCCUCCUCUCUUGAGUACGUGCUUUGUGUUGACUUCCCUUGGAUUCUAAGAGCCUUUUGGAGGGUAAUCAAAAGCUGGAUUCCCGCUGAUCGUAAAUUCAUGUUAUCAUUUACUUCGAGAAAUCAAUUAACAUCAUUUAUCGAUCAAGAUUAUUUACCACAAUUUCUGGGUGGAAAUUGUAAGAGACCAACUAAUGAGGCUCCUUUUGGUUGUCCCAAAUUUGUCGAGUAUUGUGUCACCGAACUUGGUGUCUCAAAGGAAUCAGCUGAAAAGGUUUUCGCUCAAUAUAAACCUUACCUUUGAAGAAUCAUAGAAUUAUUAUUCUAAUUGUUGUUGAUCAAUUAAUUUAUCCUCCUCUAUUUAAUAUAUUCAAAUCUAUUUAAUGCUUAUUAUAUUUAAUGAAUAAUAAUCUCCAAAGUAUCAUGUAAUUGUAAAAAAAAAGAGUCACGAUUAAACUAACCAAAUCGACAUCGAUCUUGGUAUUGCUUAAAUCUUUUU
This is a messenger RNA of Panonychus citri (citrus red mite), 1608 nucleotides long. RefSeq names its product motile sperm domain-containing protein 2-like. The coding region runs from base 586 to 1413 and encodes 275 amino acids. The transcript has a single exon. NCBI's taxonomy places the organism in Eukaryota, Metazoa, Arthropoda, Arachnida, Trombidiformes, Tetranychidae. The record is from RefSeq and is a predicted model, not a curated record.